Molecule: messenger RNA, 282 nt
Organism: Neoarthrinium moseri
Lineage: Eukaryota; Fungi; Ascomycota; Sordariomycetes; Amphisphaeriales; Apiosporaceae
Exons: 2
Coding region: 1-282 (93 amino acids)
Source: RefSeq, a predicted model, not a curated record
AUGGCCCCAACAAACCCCGUCAUCGAGGAAGCGGCCCGGAGCAAGAUCGUGCUAGAAGGCUCUCCAGAUGCCCCGGGAUCGACGCUGGACCCUAGCAAAAACACGGCCGCCUCCAUCGAUCCCAUGCCCAAGGGCGAGAACGAGCGCACGUACACCAAGAAGGCGGGCCUGGAGCAGCCGGGCGAGUCGGCCGGUUCGGAGCAACGGCACCGGAACGUCGGUGGUAGGAAGGCGCAGGAGGAGAGGGUUCAGAGAAAUCUCAACGAGUAUGAUCAGCAGUAG